This is a messenger RNA of Esox lucius (northern pike), 1731 nucleotides long. RefSeq names its product phospholipid phosphatase 5. The transcript is spliced from 8 exons. The record is from RefSeq and is a predicted model, not a curated record. Gene Ontology annotation, biological process: phospholipid metabolic process. Lineage: Eukaryota; Metazoa; Chordata; Actinopteri; Esociformes; Esocidae. The coding region runs from base 244 to 1131 and encodes 295 amino acids. Gene Ontology annotation, molecular function: phosphatidate phosphatase activity.
UCAUUCGCAAGCCACUUUCGAUUUUCAGUGAUGGUCCCUUACAUAGGAGUACCGCAGUUACCUGGUCGGGCGGAACAAUAAUCGUAACAUAAUGAAUAAUUUUUUUUAAAUAUGACUUUUCCAUAUUUCCACUUGUCGUCGUCACAGUUCAAAAGCCUACGAAGACCGGCAUUCCAUCUGAUGCACUUUAAGGUCACAAACAGAACCUUUGGGAUAUUUUCAUGACAGGCUUUUCAUGACAAGAUGAGGGGUCCAAAUGAUGGUUUUGUCUUUGACAUAUUGACCCGACUUCUGUUGUUUGCGUUGUUCUGUUUUACAGAGACGCUACCUCCCUUCACCCGUCAUAUCCAGCCAGAAGAGCUCUGGCUCUACAAGUUCCACCAUGUUGAGAAUGACCGCGUUCCUACCAAGCUCAUGUUUUGCAUUGCACUUUUCACCCCGCUGGCUGUCAUCUUGUUGUUCGGCUUCCUAAACAGGGCAGGGAAGGUUGACAUGAAGGAAGCCACUCUGGCCGUGACGUUGACUUUGACGCUGAAUGGGGUUUUCACCAACGCUAUCAAACUGGCAGUGGGCCGGCCGAGGCCAGACUUCUUGUACCGCUGUUUUCCUGACGGCCACAUGAACGUGGAGCUGCAGUGCCGUGGGGACCCCGACACGGUGGAGGAGGGAAGGAAGAGCUUCCCUAGCGGACACUCCUCAUUUGCCUUUGCUGGCCUGGGCUUCACAGCUCUGUAUGUGGGAGGAAAGCUGCGCUGCUUUAGUCCAGCAGGACGAGGCAAAGCCUGGCGACUGUGCGCCUUCCUCUGCCCUCUGCUCUUUGCCAUCCUCAUCGCUCUUUCCAGGACCUGUGACUACAAGCACCACUGGCAAGAUGUCCUGGUAGGCUCUCUGCUGGGCUUGUUGUUUGCUUGCCUGGGCUACUGGCAGCACUACCCGUCCCUCAGUGACCCUGACAGCCACAGACCGCUGGUGCAGCGGGAAGGAAUCCCUGCGGCGCAGGAGCGCAAACUGCAAGAGCAGCAAUCUCAGCAGCCCGUGAAGGCAAACUCAGGAUACAUUCUGCCUCUGACCAAUUGUAUAGAAGUGAAUGGACUACCACGGUUACGUUGGAUCUCAAAUCAACCAUGUUAGCAUUCUGGGCCUUACAAAUUCAACAGUCAUUUAAACCAAAUAAAUCAAUGCUGUGGACAUUGGUCAUUGAUGCCAACAUCUGUAAUACAAUACUGUGUGAAAGACGUUUGUACCAGGGAAUGUAUGGAUUGAGAAGGCUUUCAAGACAUUGUCAAGUCCAGUUUUCUGUUGUUUGUUAAGUCCGAAACUUUGGCCAUGCUAUCUCUGAAACAUGUCUUAUGUGGUUUAUUUUUAAAAGCACUGCAACAGGUUAAAUAGAAUUGUCAAUACGACUGACAGAAGUGGCAAUGCUGGCUUUAAGCUUAUUUAGGCUGGUCAACUUUCAGAUGCUUUUUUUCCCAACUUAAGGCUUGAAAUCAUAUUGAUACGUUUUUUUUCUACUUUUUUGUAUAGUAAAUGUGAUUCAUAUUAACUCACAGGACCACUGUUAUGUGUCAAGUUUAUUAAACAGCACAAUUGUGUGAGUAUAAACAUGAAAUAUUAACUUAACAUUAAUAUGAAAUGUAAAGUAUGGUCUAUGGAGUUCCUAUGUAAAAAGUCUACACACCCCUGUUAAAAUGCCAGGUUCUUGUGAUGUAAAGGAAUGAGACAAAGAUAAAU